GUGGCCUUGGCGGCUCUAUUGGCACCUCGCCGUCCAUCCUUCUCCACUAGACGCCGCUGAUCUUCCAACAUCUAGACCAUCCUCUAAAGCCGCCAUUACCGAUCCCCUGCCUCCUCCCACCGUCUCUAACCCUAAAAUCCUAAUUCGUAGGUUUUCUGCCUGAUUUGGAGGGUAGAUCUACUGAUCCAAAGGUUGAAGAUGAUACGCUAGCCGUUGGAUCCAACAGCUAGGGCUAGAUCUACUGAUGGAUUCCAAAUUUUCAUGAUAAAGCAGCGGCGACCGCCCCUGACGCCGCCGGCGAAUCCUCCUCCGGCGAGAUCCGCGGCCGCCGCGUCCCUCUCCCCCACCCCACAUGAGCCCCGCAAGGUGCGACCAGUCGUGGUAGCUAGCUAGUGGCCAACCACCUGUUCGGCAGAAUGUCUCCUAAGCGAAAGAGCGAGCGAACGGGGCACGGGCACGCCAGUGAAGACGACGGGAUCGACGUCCUCCCGGACGCUCUCCUCCAGCACAUCCUGUCCUUCCUGACGGCGGACGAGGCCGUGAUGACCUCCGUCCUGUCCCGGCGGUGGCGCCAUCUCUGGCGACGCACGGCCGUCCUGCGCGUCGCCGAUUCGGGAAGAUGGAAGCACUGGGAGGCGUUCAACAAGUUCGUCAACCACCUCGUGCUCUCCCGCGGCAGCAACCCUCUGCACAGGUUCGAGCUGGGCAUCGAGCCGUGCCGAGAGGAGUACGUGAUCGACGACGACAACGCGUACCGCUACGUCAUGAUGUGGGUGAUGUACGCCCUGGUGUGCCAUGUCCGGGAGCUCAAGAUCACCAACCUGAUGGAGACGUACGUCGACAUGGACGCCGGCGUCGCGCUCGUCUCGCGGCACCUGACGACGCUGGAGCUCUCCGGCCUGCGGUUCGACAGGUGCUCCCUCGACUUCUCGAGCUGCCCCGCGCUGCAAGCGCUGUGCUUCACCGACAGCUGCUGCUUCGUCUCCGUCAAGAAGAUCAGCUCCCGGUCGAUCCAGCGUCUUGGCUUCCGCUGUCCCCGGUUCAGCAAACACCACCGCACUCGCGUUCACGCCCCGAGCAUCGUUACGCUCAAUCUCGAUUGCUUUUGGGGAAGAACUCCGUUCCUGGAAGCCAUGCCGUCGUUGGUCACCGGAUUUGUUCGGCCUGACGAGGAUUGUGAUGACUGGUGUGGUAAUACUUACGCUGUCAGUUGUGAAGAUGGAAGCUGUGAGGGUUGUUAUGGUAUGGCAGAUGAGAUUGGGGAUGGUAGUGCCAAAUGCGUGCUCCUGGGAGGUUUAUCAGAAGCUAGGGAUUUGGAGCUGAUAGCUGGACCUGAAAUGCGUAUUUUCAGGAGUGAUUUAAGAUGGUGCCCUAUGUUUAGCAAGUUGAAGACUUUGUUACUAAAUGAUUGGUGUGUUGCUACUAAUUUCUGGGCACUGGCUUGUAUUCUCGAACGCUCACCGGUUCUGGAGAAGCUCACUCUUCAAGUUUCCAAGGAAACUAAACCUAUAAUAGGCAUAGAAGAAAAUCACAGUGCAUUAGUGAAACCACCCGCAAUAUCAAAACAUCUUAAGGUAGUGAGAGUCCACUGUAAAGAAGUUGAUGAGGGGGUUUGCAAAAUUUUGAAGUUCUUGACUACAUUGGACGUUGAAGUUAUUAUCAAAAGGAUGGACCGGUCGGCAACACUCUUCAGUUUCGAGGAAGGAGAAGGACAUCUGGGUUCAAACCUAGACGAAGAAUCUUCUACUUGAUGUGCCCCUCUUAAUUAUUCAGGAAUGCAAGGAUUUGAUUUCGCAGUGACAUGAACUCUUUUGUAUUUCGUCUGUGAGAUUCCUAAUGUUAGUUCCACCAGUACGAACAACUGGGAAAGAAAUGAGUUGUUCAGACCAAAUGGCCGUCUAGCUGCUGGAGCUGGUUGUUCAUCCUAUCUUUUUAAGACUGUCUCGACAUAGCUUUCUGCAUCUGUACUUGGGAUGUGUUUCUACCUUUUAUUCAUACAAUUAAUGGUGUCAUUUUGUUCGAAAAGUAACUGCAGCUAUGCAUUUAGUUCUCUUCUGUUCUGA
Messenger RNA from Oryza brachyantha (malo sina), 2063 nucleotides. RefSeq names its product F-box protein At4g09920. The record is from RefSeq and is a predicted model, not a curated record. NCBI's taxonomy places the organism in Eukaryota, Viridiplantae, Streptophyta, Magnoliopsida, Poales, Poaceae. Gene Ontology annotation, molecular function: protein binding. Bases 417 to 1751 code for a protein of 444 amino acids. The transcript has 4 exons.